Messenger RNA from Drosophila serrata, 1012 nucleotides. RefSeq lists its product as uncharacterized. Gene Ontology annotation, molecular function: protein kinase A regulatory subunit binding. NCBI's taxonomy places the organism in Eukaryota, Metazoa, Arthropoda, Insecta, Diptera, Drosophilidae. Gene Ontology annotation, cellular component: cAMP-dependent protein kinase complex. The record is from RefSeq and is a predicted model, not a curated record.
ACAUUCAGUGCCAGCCCACCCGACAUAACUCACACAAAAACCUUAUUUAGUUGCUAAAUUUCGAUUCCCAAAAUGGAAUUUCUCAUUAACGAUGGAAAUAUUUUUAAUAAGGAUUCUGACCAUUCUCUCCUCGGCAUAUCGAACCAUAGCGCCACAUCCGGCAUCGGACCCGGAAAUGCGCUUCCUAUUACCGCUAUAGCCAGCAUCACCAACCUCUUGGAUCAGUGCAACAAGCCCGCUUGCGAUGAAGAUGUCGACAUGCAGUGCAUUGUCGACCUGGUCACUGCUACCAUCUGCGAGGCAAAAGCUAUAAUUGAAUCAGAUCCGCGGGGUCUGUUCUGCUACAAGUAUCCCAAGAUGACGUUGUCGGAUUUAAACAUGGGCUCAUCAAACAUCGAUGUUAUAAUGGCCAAUGACAAUCAGUCGUACUCAAGUGGUAAAACGACCUUUGUCUACGGAAUGCCGCAAGAAUCCGUCUCAAGUGGCAUCGCGCGUAGGGAUCUAACAAUUGAAAACUUUGACUACAGCGAUGCCAUUGCUGACAUUCGGGACUUUAUCAGCCGGUGGGCAUUGUCGCCGGACACCAAAUGCGUUGUGACCAGUAAUCCGCUUCGCCACGAAGUUCCCGUCAAGGGCACCAUUUUCUUUGUCGAUGCCCACUUUUCACAACCGACGCCACGGUGUCCUAAUCCCUUGGCAGUGGCCAAGGUGCGAUUCUUUGUAACCGUAUCGAAGCUAAUGAUGCGAAGCUAUCCUAUUAUGAUCACCUAUCGCUUCGAGGGAUACAACACGCUCUACUACGUCCUGGGCGAGCGAUCGCUCAACUUAUUCCACUUCCAGCGCUUCUACAUCGACACCAUUCUUCACACCAAGCUGACCUUCUUCGCGGCGAUAGCAGAGUGUCGCCACGGCACCGUAGAGAACCCCAAGGACAAUGUCAGGCCAAAGAAAAAGACAAAAAGCCCGGUGCGAAAGUAACUGAGCUGCUCGUGUUUUUCGUACUCACUGUAAU